This is a messenger RNA of Aspergillus steynii IBT 23096, 1299 nucleotides long. RefSeq lists its product as uncharacterized. Lineage: Eukaryota; Fungi; Ascomycota; Eurotiomycetes; Eurotiales; Aspergillaceae. Bases 1 to 1299 code for a protein of 432 amino acids. The record is from RefSeq and is a predicted model, not a curated record. The transcript has 3 exons.
AUGCCGUCUCGGAAGAGCGAUCACGGUGCGCUGAGAAAAUACAAGCCGUCGCAACGAGCGCCAGCAUUCUGGGAUAGCCUCUUGAAGAUCUACUUGACAAAAAGCGCGCUGCAAGAAUUAGACCGACGUAACGACAGCCUACUGACCAGCCGAACAAGAACCUCUAGGUCCGACGUCAUUUUUGCCCCUGAUUUCCUUAGCACUCGUACACCAAGCGGUCUGGAGAAGAUCAAACGCCUAUCGCGACACGGGGGUCCUCAUACCACUGAUCUGCGCGAUUAUCCCCCACCUAGCGGUCCGGCAUACACAUUUAUUCCGAAUAGAUCGCACACAAAAGCCAGCAGCCCGCGAGAAACCAUGAGAGAUAUAACAGCCUACAGCCGCAACUUUGAGCAACAUAUCAUCGAUCACGGAAUCUAUCUAGUUGGGUACGGAUACGGUUAUCAUGAUGACACUGAAUCAACAGGGGUAGAAGAGUCAACCGGUCUAGGGGAGCCAGCGGAGCCUCCAGAACCAGCCAAUCUAGAUGAUAUCAGUCAACCGCUAUCUCAACGUCCCCAUUUGCCACUAAACCUCACUCGAAAGGAUUUCCUGGAGUUUAGGCGGGCCUCUCAACGCGCAAAGAAAGAACACCAAGUUCUCAAGGACGUGGUCCCUAUAAUCGAGGGCAAGGCUAGUGACAAGCACCAUUCCAGUGGAAGAUACCCGUUUAAAAAUCUCGCUCCCUUGACGGACGGCACACUGGCUCCAGCCAAGCCCGAUAUUUUCUACGGUGCUUAUCCGCAGCAGCUGAAUCCCCAUGUCCGCAAUGAACUUGAAGAUAAGAUAAUACCAUCUACGGAAAACAGCCUGCCAGCAAUACCCAAUUUCUUCUUCGAAGUUAAAGGUCUGGAUGGAUCUAUGGCAGUGUGUCUUCGGCAAGCGUGCUACGAUGGUGCGCUAGGAGCUAGAGCCAUGCAGGCUUUGCAAUCCUUCCAAGGUAAUCCAGUGUACGACGGGAACGCCUACACAAUUACAGCAACCUUUGGUGGCGGAACGCUCACGCUUUAUGCGCAUCAUCCUGUCGAGCCCAAAAGUCCCGGCGACCGUCCUGAAUACUUUAUGACAGACCUAGGGGCCUGGGCGAUGAACGGUAGUUUUCAAACCUUCGAAGAGGGUGUGAUUGCUUAUCGGAAUGCUCGCCAAUGGGCAAAGGAAAAGCGGAACGAGUUUAUUGCUGCGGCGAAUAACAAGUGGCAGGCAUCUCAAACAUCAAACUCUUCUGAAGAAAUAGCUCCCGGGGUGCCGACAAGGAAAUAA